Messenger RNA from Habropoda laboriosa, 1447 nucleotides. Its product is annotated as protein tramtrack, beta isoform-like. Gene Ontology annotation, molecular function: protein binding; DNA binding. The record is from RefSeq and is a predicted model, not a curated record. Gene Ontology annotation, cellular component: nucleus. NCBI's taxonomy places the organism in Eukaryota, Metazoa, Arthropoda, Insecta, Hymenoptera, Apidae. Gene Ontology annotation, biological process: regulation of transcription by RNA polymerase II. The transcript has 7 exons. The coding region runs from base 21 to 1358 and encodes 445 amino acids.
UUACAAAUACGAAAAGCAGCAUGGGUUCGAGUCAACAAUUUUCUCUUAGAUGGAACAAUUACUUGAAACACAUUACUUGUGCUUUUGACACAUUAAGAACAGAAGAAGAUCUUGUUGAUGUGACUUUAAGUUGCGAGGGAAAAAGAAUAAGAGCACAUAAAAUGCUUUUAUCUGCAUGUAGCACAUAUUUCAGAGAUUUAUUUAAAGAAAAUCCUUGUCAACAUCCUGUUAUAAUUUUUCGUAAUGUAAAAUUUGAUGAUUUGGCUGCAUUAGUUGAUUUUAUGUACCAAGGUGAAGUAAACGUGGUUCAAGAACAAUUAGCUAGCUUUUUAACAACUGCUGAAUUACUAGCCGUUCAGGGUCUUACCGAUGGUACAGGAAAAGAUAACGAUAGUUUGGUCGAGGAUGACAUAGAAAUUCCCAAUGAACCUGAAAUCCAACUUCAGAAUGCUUCUAGUAAAUCAACAACAGAUAACAAGAGAAAUAAGUCACCUUCUUCUCCAAUGCCUUUUCACGCUGUUGAUCUACAACCUGAUGCUCCACCGAGCAAAAGACGAAAAUGUAGAGAAAAUGCAAAUACUAAUGUAGAAAAGGCUCUAGGUAAUGCCUUAACUACAAAAGAUUCUGAAAAUAAAGCAUCAGAAAAUCAGACGCCGACUGGAUCGGAUCCUGUUGAAAUAAUUCCUCUUAUGCCGAAUUUGAAAUUGGAAAUGCCUGAAUAUUUAGUACAAGAUGGAAGUAGCUGUAGUUACGAAGAACAAAGUUUAGGAGACAGUUCGCUAAAUAAAAUUGGUAUAGAAGAUACAUCAUCCAAUACUCCCGACCAUGAUCAGAAACCUGAUAUCACUCAAACAUUUUAUUCGAGUAAUCAAUCUACUUCAGAUAGCUUGGAUCUUAAACAUCAAGGAACAGAUGUUGGACACUUGCUUUCAAAACCUAGUACUUCUGGAGAAAGGUUAACACAAGAAGCAGUACAGGAUUCACGUACGGUGGUCAUCGAACAGCCGUCGCAUUCGUGCAAACUCUGCGGUAAAACAUUUUGGAAUCGGGACUCGAUGUACAAACACAUGAACAUGCAUAAAGGAACGACACAAUGUCCAGUGUGUCACAAAGUGUUGAGCCGCACUACACACAUGAAGCGACAUUUAAAAAAUCGGCACGGUUUCACCGGUGCCUCCACGGCGACCGAUGCCUCCAUUGCGACGUCCCUGCCGACGCCCAUUUCCGUGUCCUCCACGGCGAUCGCCCACCAAAACGCCGGAAGUCCUACCGCCGGCCUCGAGCCUAGCGCCACUUACACCACUAUACGCAUUAGGGAGAGCAGCGUCGAACGAAUCACCUCUAGUCCUAUUCCUUAGUCCGAAUACGCCGCGUCGAAAUUACGCCCCCGUCGACGGAAGAGAGGAUAAACAAGGAUCCUUCGAUCCUCUCUCCCUUUUCCACUAAC